Messenger RNA from Acanthamoeba castellanii str. Neff, 2220 nucleotides. Its product is annotated as EF hand domain containing protein. Lineage: Eukaryota; Discosea; Longamoebia; Acanthamoebidae. The transcript has 10 exons. The record is from RefSeq and is a predicted model, not a curated record. The coding region runs from base 1 to 2220 and encodes 739 amino acids. Gene Ontology annotation, biological process: transmembrane transport; monoatomic ion transport. Gene Ontology annotation, cellular component: membrane. Gene Ontology annotation, molecular function: voltage-gated calcium channel activity; calcium ion binding.
AUGGGGAGCAGCAGCACCGAGAGUAGCCUGCUUCUCGCCUCGCUCCAGAAGGACUACAGCACGCUCAAGGAGUCCAUGGAUGUCGAUCGAACGAAGGACAUCCAAAUCGCCGCCAAGAAGAUCGCCUACGCGAUGAACGUCGAAGUCCCCAACGUGAUGCUACCGCCCUACGUCAAAAUCAUCUACACGAAUUUCGCCCACGUUCGGAUGCUCGCGAUCGCUCUCAUCAUGCUCUUCACCUUCGUCGAGCGCCCGUGGUGGUGCCACACGUACCCCGACGAAUGCGCGAAGAGCCACGUCUACAUGAACUCGGGCCUCCCCAUGCUUCCCUUCGUGUUCACCGACAGCGUGCAGCUCGCAUGUCUCGGGUGGCUCCUCUUCGAUCUUUUCCUCCGAUACAAGAUUAUGGGCAAGGCCGGCUUCUCGGAAGGCACCUACCUCGCGCAGGCCAUCCUCAUCGUCGUCUCGAUCGCCGACACUGCGUUCGCCCUCCUUGUGCCCAUCUACCGCGAUUCCUGCUUCUUCUCGCCCUUCUUCCGGCCAUUCCUCUUCGUGAUGAUGUUCUCCUCGAUUCGCGCUACCCUGUGGCAGAUCAUCAAGAUCAUUCCCAUCAUCUUCGAGCUGCUGGUGCUGCUGCUGCUACUUCUCAUCACGGCCGCCUGGUUCGGAUUGAUUCUCUUCUUCGAUCAAGAGAAUCUGGGCCGCGACUACUUCGAUUCCUUCGGCAACGCUCUCCUCAACAUGUUCAUCUUCCUGACGACGGCCAAUUCGCCCGAUGUGAGGAUGCCAGUCUACUACCAGCACCGCAGUUCCGUCAUCUUCUUCAUCGUUUACCUCGUUAUCGGCCUGUACUUCAUUCUUCCGUUCAUCUUCUCUACGGUGUACAACAACUACAAGACGAUCCUCGAGCAGACCGAGCAGUACUACGUGCUGAGGAGGAAGAAGGCCCUGCUGUCUGCCUUCCAUCAGCUGGAUCGCGACAAGGAAGGGUUGGUCGAGUUGGACUGGGUGGCAGUGCUGCUCGUUGAGCUGGGCAAAUACAGCUCGAAGAUCUCGAUGGUCGUGGACGAGCACAGCCAGAAAAUGAUUGCUGAGCUCGACGCCAACCACGACGGCAAGCUGGAUGACUACGAGUUCGUUCAGUUGUUCACCACCGUGCUGCACCUUCAGAUCGCGCACAACGAAACAGGCACACUUGCGGAUGAUCCCUCUUCUGUCCCAGAGGCUGUUUCUGACUGCGAAAUCGACAUUGAUCCGAUCGUCAACGAAGAGGAGGUGGCUCAACUCUCGGCUGGCAAGAGGUUGUUCCGCUACCUCAGCGAUCUGCACAACAGGAUUAUGAUGAGCAGUCCCUUCUGUCGCUCGCUGCGUGCCGUGACCUUCCACCCGUACUUUGAGUACUCGAUCGAUGUGCUACUCGUCCUUAACGGCAUCUUCUUCGCGUUCCAAACCUACUUCUUCGUCACGGGACGAUUUGAUCGAUCCGUUCAGUGGCACUGGGACCUAGGCGAGUGGUUCUUCACGCUCCUGUGGACGUGCGAGAUGGUGGUCAAGAUGUUCCUUAUGGGCCUGCGAGGUUAUGCUUCCAACUACAAGAACCUGUUCGACGCCACCAUCACCAUUGUCGGCCUGAUUGCUUCGGUCCUCUCCGAGCUCGACCUUGUAGGCAACAAGCUGGUCAGAGUCAUCAUGAUCUUCCGUUCGUUGAGGCUCCUUCGUCUGUUCUCGCGCAUGAAGAAGUUCAGGAUGAUCUUCGCCACCCUCGUCCAGCUCAUCCCCAUUUUCACCGCACUCCUCGGUGUGCUUGUGUUCCAGUACUACAUCUUCGGUCUCAUAGGCAUCCGUGUGUUCGGCGGUCUCCUCAACACCGAGAAUCCCGCGCUGCACGGAACCGCCUUCGAAGCCGCCAGCUACUUCCCCAACAACUUCAACGACUUUGGGUCCACGUGCGUGACCCUGUUCGAUUUGAUGGUGAUCAAUAACUGGUUCAUCUACAUGGACGCCAUUGCGUUGGUCACCAACGAGGCGAGCCGCCUCUACUUCUUCCUGUUCUGGUUCUUCACCAACUUGCUCACGCUCAACCUGCUCGUGGCCAACAUCCUCGACGCCGUCUCGGCGCAGCUGGACAAGAUCAAGGAUGCCGACAAGACGCCCGAGGAGGAAGAGCGACCACCCGUCCUCCAGCCGUUGAUGCAGAAGUCACCGACCAAGUCUCCUUGA